Mustela lutreola (European mink) is the source of this 1922-nucleotide messenger RNA. It is a transcript of the gene SARS2, whose product is annotated as seryl-tRNA synthetase 2, mitochondrial. The record is from RefSeq and is a predicted model, not a curated record. Gene Ontology annotation, cellular component: mitochondrion. Lineage: Eukaryota; Metazoa; Chordata; Mammalia; Carnivora; Mustelidae. Gene Ontology annotation, biological process: mitochondrial seryl-tRNA aminoacylation. The transcript is spliced from 16 exons. Gene Ontology annotation, molecular function: serine-tRNA ligase activity; ATP binding; tRNA binding. The coding region runs from base 42 to 1598 and encodes 518 amino acids.
GGCGGGACGAAGGGGGCGCGACUCCUUGUCCCCCGUCCAAGAUGGCUGCGUCCAUGGCGCGGCGUUUGGGGUCUUUGGUGGCUGGUUGGGGUCUUCGGCCCCGGAGAGGUUGCGUCUGCAGCCAUAACGCAAGGAGAACUUUUGCCACGGAGAGACGAGACCGGAACCUUCUGUACGAGCACGCGCGCGAGGGCUACAGUGCGCUCCCUCAGCUGGACAUGGAGUCGCUGUGCGCAUGCCCGGAAGACGCUGCACGCGCCCUGCAGCUCCGCAAGGGGGAGUUACGGCCGGAAGACCUGCCGGCGAUCAUCGCCACCUGGCAGGAGCUGAGGCAGCUGAGGGAGCAGAUCCGGAUUCUGGAGGAGGAGAAGGGGGCUGUGGCUGAGGCAGUCCGGGCCCUUCUGGUAAACCAGGACAACGGUCAAGUGCAGCAGGACCCCCAGUAUCAGAGCCUGCGGGCACGUGGCCGGGAGAUCCGCAAGCUGCUCAUGGUCCUGUACCCCAAGGAGACCCAGCUUGAGGAGGAUUUCUUCCUGCGGGCGCUGAGGCUGCCCAACCGGACCCACCCGGACGUGCCCGUCGGGGAUGAGAGCCAGGCCCGAGUGCUCCACGUGGUCGGAGACAAGCCAGCUUUCUCCUUCCAACCCCGGGGCCACCUGGAAAUCGCGGAGAAGCUCGACAUCAUCCGUCAGAAGCGCCUGUCCCACGUAUCCGGCCACCGCUCCUACUACCUCCGAGGGGCUGGAGCCCUCCUGCAGCACGGCCUAGUCAACUUCACACUCAACAAGCUCAUCCAGCGGGGCUUCACUCCCAUGACGGUGCCAGACCUUCUCCGAGGAGCUGUGUUUGAAGGCUGUGGGAUGACACCAAAUGCCAAUCCGUCCCAGAUUUACAACAUCGACCCCUCCCGUUUUGAAGACCUCAACCUGGCUGGGACAGCAGAGGUGGGACUGGCUGGCUACUUCAUGGACCACUCCGUGGCCUUCAGGGACCUGCCCAUCAGGAUGGUUUGUUCUAGUACCUGCUACCGGGCCGAGACAGACACAGGGAAGGAGCCACGGGGACUAUAUCGAGUACACCACUUCACCAAGGUGGAGAUGUUUGGGGUGACAGGCCCUGGGCUGGAGCAGAGCUCGCGGCUACUGGAGGAGUUCCUGUCCCUACAGAUGGAGAUCCUGACGGAGCUGGGCCUGCACUUCCGCGUCCUGGACAUGCCCACCCAGGAAUUGGGCCUUCCUGCCUACCGCAAGUUCGAUAUUGAGGCCUGGAUGCCAGGCCGCGGCCGCUUUGGUGAGGUCUCCAGCGCAUCCAAUUGCACGGACUUCCAGAGCCGCCGGCUUCACAUCAUGUUCCAGGAGGAGGCCGGGGAGCUGCAGUUCGCCCACACGGUGAACGCCACGGCCUGCGCUGUCCCCCGCCUCCUCAUCGCCCUCCUGGAAAGCAAUCAGCAGGAGGAUGGCUCUGUCCUCGUGCCCCCUGCCCUCCAGCCCUACCUUGGCACCGAGCGGAUCACGGCCCCCACUCAUGUGCCUCUUCAGUACAUCGGCCCCAACCAGCCCCAGAAGCCCAGGCACCUGAGCCGGCCUGUUUCAAGCUGAGGAGUCACCCUCAUCCGUCCGCAGGGCUGUGGCUACUUCCUGGAGCUCAGGGGACUCUGGAAGCCUCGGACCUAUUUUCCUGAGCACAUCCUGACAUCUGCAUUCUCUGUGUCAGCUCUGUGCCUGGGCCCCUUCCUUACUCCCCUACUUCCCCAGAAUCAGCCAGUGACCCUGUCGCCACUGAUGGUCCCAACCUGCACCAGAAAGCAGGACAGCCAGAGACUUGAAGGUUGUAGGGAUGGCGGGAGGAGAAGAAGCCUCCAACCUUUUAUCCUUCCCUCUGUCAGUACUUAGCAAAAGUCCCCAAUAAAUGGUCAGAACCAA